This is a messenger RNA of Catharus ustulatus (Swainson's thrush), 3420 nucleotides long. It is a transcript of the gene FRMD7, whose product is annotated as FERM domain containing 7. The transcript is spliced from 12 exons. NCBI's taxonomy places the organism in Eukaryota, Metazoa, Chordata, Aves, Passeriformes, Turdidae. Gene Ontology annotation, cellular component: cytoskeleton. Bases 127 to 2211 code for a protein of 694 amino acids. Gene Ontology annotation, molecular function: cytoskeletal protein binding; guanyl-nucleotide exchange factor activity. The record is from RefSeq and is a predicted model, not a curated record.
UGCAGCCUUCUCCAUCCAGCUGAGAAGGAAUUAUGUGUGCAAGAGGAGUCAGGGCUCCCUUCCUGGCUCCCUGCUCACACUGCUAGGACUGCCGUGCCUGCUGCACACCCAGCUGCCUGCUCGAGGAUGCUGCACCUGAAAGUCCAGUUCCUGGAUGAUUCCCAGAAGAUCUUUGUAGUUGAUCAAAAAUCCUGUGGGAAAGGGCUCUUCAACCUCACCUGCAGCCACCUCAACCUCGUGGAGAAGGAGUACUUUGGGCUGGAGUUUCACAGCCAGGCUGGGAACCAGGUCUGGUUGGAACCACUAAAACCCAUAACAAAGCAAGUUAAAAAUCCUAAGGAGGUUCUUUUCAAAUUUAUGGUGAAAUUUUUCCCAGUGGACCCCGGCCACCUGAGAGAAGAACUGACCAGGUACCUCUUCACCCUCCAGAUCAAGAAGGACCUGGCCCAGGGGCGGCUGCCCUGCAGUGACAAGAGCGCGGCACUGCUCGUCUCCCACCUGCUGCAGUCUGAGCUGGGCGACUUCCACGAGGAGACCGACCAGCAGCACCUGGCCACGCACAGGUACCUGCCCAACCAGGAGUACCUGGACAACAAGAUCAUGCACUACCACCGCAGGCACAGAGGGAAGACGCCGGCCGAGUCGGACGUUCAGCUGCUGGACGUGGCCAGGAAGCUGGAGAUGUACGGGAUCCGUCUGCACCCCGCCAGCGACGGCGAGGGCACCCAGAUCAACCUGGCUGUGACACACAUGGGGGUGCUGGUGCUGCGGGGCAAUACAAAGAUCAACACCUUCAACUGGUCCAAAAUUCGCAAACUGAGUUUCAAGAGGAAGCAUUUUCUCAUCAAGCUCCAUGCAAACAUCUCUGAGCUGUGCAAGGACACGCUGGAGUUCACUAUGGUGAGCCGGGACACCUGCAAGGCCUUCUGGAAGACUUGUGUGGAGUACCAUGCCUUCUUCAGGCUCUCGGAAGAGCCCAAGUCAAAGCCCAAAGCCCUUCUGUGCAGCAAAGGCUCCAGCUUCCGCUACAGUGGGAGGACACAGCGGCAGCUGCUGGAGCACGGGAGGAAGGCUAAGAUGAAGAGCCUGCCCUUUGAGAGGAAACACUACACGUCCCGCUAUGACGAGAGGCAGUGCCGCUCCUCCCCGGACCUCCUGACGGAUGUGUCAAAGCAGGUGGAGGAGCUGCGCCUGGCCUACGGCAGCCGGGGCUCCUACCACGCCAACGGCGUGCACGGCUCCGAGCCCUCCCUGGACAGCCGGCGCCGCAGCUCCACCAUGGAGGUGACCUUUGCCGCUGAGCUGGACCGCUCCAAGCCCGAAGCCUCCCCCACCUUCCUGCCCCACUCCAAGAGCUCGUCUGCCUUCCCCCUGCUGUACGCCGAGCUGGAGAUGGAGCGGGCCUGGGAGCCCAUGGACCUCUUUGGAGCCAGGAAUCCCUUGACAUCCUUUCGGCCCCACCACCAGUUCGCUGGGAACAGUAAAAGCACCUCUGUGGGCAACAUGCGGGAUGUGAGUGCCCGGCCGCUGGUGUACACGGACGUGCCCUGUCCCCUGCCUGUGGUGGCCCCGGCCCCCCCUGUGCUCUUCUACCUGGACAGGGCUGUGCAGUCCCCAAGCCCUGCACUGGCCCCUGGCGAGCACACAGCAGGACCGGCCGGUGCAAGCGGCCCCGUGGCAGCAAAACCGCCUGGACAGAGCCCGAGCGGGACCCAGGCUGGGCAGUUCCAUCGUGAGGCUGCAGGCACGGCCAUGGCCACGGCCACAGUGAGGGAGAACAGGGCCCUGGCUCGCUCCUUCGAUUACGGCCUGCAGGAGCAGCCUCCCAAGCGGUCUUGGAGCCAGUCGGACAUGAAGACCAUCCGCUUCCCCUACGGCUCUGAGUUCAGGCCCCUGGGGCCGUGCCCUGCACUGAGCAGUCGGAAAGGGGGAAUUUUUUGGCACGUCCCAGCCCAGCAAGGGCUGGCUCCGGGCCCGCGGCGCUCCGCCGAGCGCUACCUGGGCAGCAGCACCGAGUCCAGCGACUCCGACUCGGACCUGCUGGCCGCUGACUAUUGCUCCCUGUACGGCCGCGUGCUGCGCUCACCCAUGGCCCGCGUGCGGCUCUCCUCGGGCAGCCUCCAGCUGAGCGAGGAGGAUGAGGAGGUGUCCUGUGCCACCAGUGCUGCUGAAGAGAGGAUUUCCAGAGGGCCCUCCAAGUAUUUCACCUAGGUGCCUGACACCGGGCAGAGGGAGCAGAGGUGGCCAGUGCUGACCCAGGGUCAAAGAAUGGUGACACUCUUUGUUUGCAGGUCUGCUUACAGCUUAUGAAACAUUGAUGGGAUUGUGUUGUGUGAGUGCUCUUAGCUAUAGAGGAUGUGUUAAUGGACAUCAGGGUGUGUGUGUGUUCAGAAGUAUUCAACCUCUGCAGCACACUUGGAAGCUGGUUUGCCUCUGCCACCACUUUGAAAGGGGGGGUCUUCUUCAGCCAGAGGUCAGGGACCUCCCAAAGCCCUGCUGAGCCCUGAUGUCCUGCCCAAGUUGACUUUUGGAGCUCAGCUGCUAGAGUCUUCACUGAGGGGAGGGAGAAAAAGAGAGACUUCUCAAUGAAUAGUUUCAGCCUCUGCUUUUCCCAGCUGCAGGGAAGCACACUGGAGGGAAGGGUGUUUCAGGCCCUUCUGGAAAGGAGCAAGACCUUCAUGGGAGGCUGCUCCUCGAGCUGAUGCAGGCAGGACAAAACCCCAGCACAGAGCCCAUCUCCUCCACCUGCCUCACCUCCCUGCAGUGCUGCAGGGAGCACCUGACACUCGAAGACAAGGCUCUGGGUGUGCCUGUCUUUUCCCUGGUAAGUUUAGAGGAUAUUCAUUCUCCAGAAAUAUCUCAGUGGUGCUUGUCAAGCUUUUAGAAGCACUGCAGGGGGAGCACUGGAAAGUGGGUUCAUAUUCUCUAACUCUGCUUUGUUGAGGCACAUGAGCCAACAUCUCCUGUCAGCACCAACCAUGACAGCCCCAGUGUCUCAGUGCUCUGCUUAAAUCUGAGGGAGAGACACACGUAAGGGGGUUCAUUGGGGUCCUUUGCUUCCCCCCAUCUGUCCUCAGUUAAGCAGCAUGAGGGAAAAAAGAUAUCAGGAGCAGAUAGGAAAGGAACAGGCAGCUUCUGGGAAGUAUUUUAAUUUAAAAAACUUACUAUUACCCUAAACCUACAUGAAAGCUACUCGGAAAUCUUGAGAAUGAUGAUACCUCCAUAAGAUUUUAGGGGGGGAUACUAAUAAUUUUCUUGAAGAACAACCCUGUAGGUCUUUGUAGGACGUGACUAAGCAGAGGGACAGCCUGCUAGAAGGACUUCAGAGACAGGGAAGCUGGGACCAAAAACUAGAUUAAAAUGUAGAAAGAACUGGGCUGAUGGGUCCUGCUCACUCUGCAUAUUGCUGUCCUUUGUUUC